This is a messenger RNA of Rangifer tarandus platyrhynchus (Svalbard reindeer), 2121 nucleotides long. The record is from the annotation of a GenBank genome assembly. NCBI's taxonomy places the organism in Eukaryota, Metazoa, Chordata, Mammalia, Artiodactyla, Cervidae.
AUGGAGCGCGCCGCCCCGUCGCGCCGGGUCCCGCUGCCGCUGCUGCUGCUCGGCGGCCUCUCGCUGCUGGCGGCCCGAGCGGGCGCAGACGUCCCCAUGGAGGCUUGCUGUGCAGACGGACACCGCAUGGCCACUGAACGCAGGGACUGCUCGCUGCCCUACGCCUCGGAAUCCAAGGAAUGCAGGAUGGUUCAGGAGCAAUGUUGCCACAACCAGCUGGAGGAACUGCACUGCGCCACGGGCAUCAACCUGGCCAACGAGCAGGACGGCUGCACCCCGCCGCGCGGCAGCAACGCCAGCCUCGAGGCCAUGUUCGUGAAGAGGUGCUGCCAGUGCUGCCUGCUGGGGCGGGCGGCCCAGGCCCAGGGCCAGAGCUGUGAGCACAGCCUCAUGGUCGGCUACCAGUGUGGGCUGGUCUUCCGGGCCUGCUGCGUCAAGGGCCAGGAGACGGCAGACUUCGCCCCGGGGGACGGUGGGGACCUCCAAGAAACAGCUAAGGUUUCUGAGAUCGAUGAGGAACAAGAGGACCCCUACCUGAAUGACCGCUGCCGAGGCGGCGGGCCCUGCAAACAGCAAUGCCGGGACACGGGGGAGGAAGUUGUCUGCUCCUGCUUUGUGGGGUACCAGCUGCUCCCAGACGGCGUCUCCUGUGAAGAUGUCAAUGAGUGCAUCAAGGGCAGCCAAAACUGCCGGCUCGGAGAAACCUGCAUCAAUACAGUGGGCUCUUUCCGCUGCCAGCGUGACAGCAGCUGCGGAACUGGCUAUGAGCUCACAGAGGACAACGACUGCAAAGAUAUUGACGAGUGUGAGAGUGGUAUUCAUAACUGCCUCCCCGAUUUUAUCUGUCAGAAUACUCUGGGAUCCUUCCGCUGCAGACCCAAGCUACAGUGCAAGAGUGGCUUUAUACAAGAUGCUCUAGGCAACUGUAUUGAUAUCAAUGAGUGUUUGAGUAUCAGUGCCCCAUGCCCCAUUGGGCAGACGUGCAUCAACACGGAGGGCUCCUACACGUGCCAGAAGAACGUGCCGAACUGUGGCCGUGGCUACCAUCUCAACGAGGAGGGAACCCGCUGCGUUGAUGUGGACGAGUGCUCUCCCCCAUCUGAGCCCUGUGGGCCGGGGCACCUGUGUGUGAACUCCCCUGGAAGUUUCCGUUGUGAGUGCAAGGCCGGGUACUACUUCGACGGCAUCAGCAGGACGUGUGUGGACAUCAACGAGUGUCGGCGGUACCCGGGCCGCUUGUGCGGCCACAAGUGCGAGAACACGCCCGGCUCCUACUACUGCAGCUGCACCAUGGGCUUCCGGCUCUCCUCCGACGGCCGCUCCUGUGAAGACGUGAACGAGUGUAACAGCAGCCCCUGCAGCCAGGAGUGCGCCAACGUCUACGGCUCCUACCAGUGUUACUGCCGGCGAGGCUACCAGCUCAGCGACGUGGACGGGGUCACCUGCGAAGACAUCGAUGAGUGCGCCCUGCCCACGGGGGGCCACAUCUGCUCCUACCGCUGCAUCAACGUCCCCGGGAGCUUCCAGUGCAGCUGCCCCUCGACCGGCUACCGGCUGGCCCCCAACGGCCGCAACUGCCAAGACAUUGAUGAGUGUGUGACCGGCAUCCACAACUGCUCCAUCAACGAGACCUGCUUCAACAUCCAGGGUGGCUUCCGCUGCCUGGCCUUUGAGUGUCCCGAGAACUACCGCCGCUCCACAGACACGCUCCGCCAGGAGAAGACAGACACCGUCCGCUGCAUCAAGUCCUGCCGCCCCAACGACGUCGCCUGCGUGCUGGACCCGGUGCACACCGUCUCCCACACCGUCGUCUCGCUGCCCACCUUCCGCGAGUUCACCCGCCCCGAAGAGAUCAUCUUCCUCCGGGCCAUCACGCCUGCCUAUCCUGCCAACCACGCGGACAUCAUCUUCGACAUAACAGACGGGAACCUCCGUGACUCUUUCGACAUCAUCAAGCGCUACAUGGACGGCAUGACUGUGGGUGUCGUGCGCCAGGUGCGGCCCAUCGUGGGCCCGUUCCAUGCCGUCCUGAAGCUGGAGAUGAACUAUGUGGUUGGGGGUGUGGUGUCCCACCGGAAUGUCGUCAACGUCCACAUCUUCGUCUCUGAGUAUUGGUUCUGA